Molecule: messenger RNA, 889 nt
Organism: Oncorhynchus tshawytscha (Chinook salmon)
Lineage: Eukaryota; Metazoa; Chordata; Actinopteri; Salmoniformes; Salmonidae
Product: activated RNA polymerase II transcriptional coactivator p15-like
Exons: 5
Coding region: 271-828 (185 amino acids)
Biological process (GO): positive regulation of transcription initiation by RNA polymerase II
Cellular component (GO): nucleus; transcription regulator complex
Molecular function (GO): transcription coactivator activity; DNA binding
Source: RefSeq, a predicted model, not a curated record
GCAGUCGGCACGAACGUUAGUUCUCUAGCUAGCUGGUAAUUCGUGCAUGUGUUAAGUUGUUAAGUUAUAUUCCCGUUAACUAGCUAGUUAACGUGUUAGGACAUUUUUAAAAAGCUAACUAGGUUAGCUUGUUAUUUCACCUACGAGUAAUCUAAUUAUAAUAUAAUAACACACAGAAAUACGAGCCUUGGGUCAUUAAUAGAGGUUAGUCGGAUUGAAGCUUUCACCUGCAGUAACAAGGCAAGGGAAUUUAUAACUUCCUCCUAUGCCAUGAAAACCCAAGCCUUUUGCAGAAUGCCCAAAUCAAGGGAAGUGGUGUCAUCCACAUCUGGCAGUGACUCUGACAGUGAGGUGGAGAAGACCAAGGCCAAGAGAAAGAAGGCCAGUGCUCCACCAGAGAAGCCCGAGGCCAAGAAACCGAAGCUGAGUGGAGAGGGCUCUCGACCUGGCGCAGGAGGGUCCUCUAAGGCUGCAGACAGCAAAACGGAGGCUGGCAUGUUCCAGAUUGGGAGAAUGCGAUACGUCAGCGUGAGGGAGUUUAAAGGGAAGUGUCUAGUUGACAUCAGAGAGUACUGGAUGAACCAGGACGGGGAAAUGAAGCCUGGCAAAAAAAGGCAUCUCCUUAAACCCGGAGCAGUGGACCCAGCUGAAGGACCAGAUGUCAGAGAUCGACGACGCGAUCAAGAGAACAUGAUGACCGUUCCCAGGGUGCUGACAGUCCAGCUUGUCUAUCGAGUGAUCUUAAUGUCACCACUGACGUUUCGGCUGAGUCCCACAUGGCACCCUAUCCCCUAUAUAGUGCACUACUUUAGACCAAGGCCCUAUUGAGCACUAUUCCCUAUAUAGUGCACUACUUUAGACCAAGGCCCUAUUGAGCACUAUUCCCUAU